AUCGUUUCUGUCCUUUUGCAGCACUACGAAGGUCUGGCUAAUCGGGCUGCACAGAAUGGCCAUGUGGUGGAUAUCUUCAGCAGCCAUCUUGACCAGACCGGUUUGCAUGAGAUGCGCUACUUAGUCAAUUACACUGGUGGCAGCAUGACCAUGUGCGACUCCUUUGCAUCCAACCUCUUCAUCCAGAGCUUCCAAAUUUUCCUUCGUAAGGAUGCUCAGGGACACUUCAAAAUGGGUUUCAAUGGGCAAUUGGAGGUCAAGACAUCUCGUGAACUCAAGGUGUCUGGUUGCAUAGGCAGCUGCUUCUCCGCCAACGUGAAGACUCCCAGCACCGGGGAGAGCGAGGUGGGUAUUGGGCACACCUCAAUAUGGCGUUUGAACGGUCUCACACCUUCUUCCACCUUGGGCAUCUUCUUUGAAGUUACACAGCCUCAUGGACAAGCAGCAGCAAUGGCCAGUAGUGGAGGUCGAGCGUAUGUGCAGCUAGUGACGCAGUACCAACACGCAUCGGGCCAGCGUCGCAUUCGAGUGACCACAGCGUGUCGACAGUUUAUUGAUGCUACAAGUCAGCACGCCUACUUAGUGGCGGGUUUUGAUCAGGAGGCCGCGGCAGUGCUCAUUACUCGGAUGGCCAUGUUCAAGGCUGAGACCGCGGAUGGGCGAGACGCGUUGAGGUGGCUGGAUCGUCAGUUGAUCAAGCUGUGCCGUAAAUUCGGCGAAUACCACAAGGACGAUGCCGCCUCCUUCCGCCUGCCUGACGAGUUCUCCUUCUACCCCCAAUUUAUGUUCCAUCUUCGACGCUCCUCUUUCAUUCAGGUCUUCAACAACAGUCCCGAUGAGACUGCCUAUUAUCGCCAUGUGCUGAAUACGGAAGAUUGCUCGAACGCCCUUCUAAUGAUCCAGCCUUCACUGAUCGCCUUUAGGCUGGACGGCACGGACGAGGCGGUGCUGCUGGACUCCACCAGCAUCCAGCCAGAUACCGUCCUUCUUAUGGAUUCUUUCUUCCACAUCCUCAUCUACGUAGGAGAAAAUAUUGCAAAGUGGCGAAAGGCUGGCUAUCUCGUCCGUCUGCUCUCUUCCCUAUGCUUCUACGCUCUCUUUUUAAUCAGUUUUGGACUAGACUUGCGCAUAGCUAUGCGUGAAAUUCUGAAUGGAUAUAAGGUUUUGUACUCGAAAACUCGCCAUUCGGCCAACGCUCUGUUGGUGUGCAUAUUGAGUUAA
This is a messenger RNA of Hydatigera taeniaeformis, 1221 nucleotides long. The record is from the annotation of a GenBank genome assembly. NCBI's taxonomy places the organism in Eukaryota, Metazoa, Platyhelminthes, Cestoda, Cyclophyllidea, Taeniidae.